Messenger RNA from Blumeria graminis f. sp. triticale, 1425 nucleotides. NCBI's taxonomy places the organism in Eukaryota, Fungi, Ascomycota, Leotiomycetes, Helotiales, Erysiphaceae. The record is from the annotation of a GenBank genome assembly.
AUGCCUCACUCGACUUACAAUGACGAUACUUUAGAAAGUGGGUAUCAGGUGGAAAGAAAACCUCUGGUACUCCCCGAGACAUAUCGUUUCAGGACAAGGUGGCAGAAGAAUUUAUACUCGUUAUGGGAACUAGUUCGACCUACCAUAUUUACACCAGCUAAAGACAACAACGAGGCGCCAUUCUUGCGACCAACGGCCUACUUGGAUGGUUUAAGAGGAUUCGCUGCACUCAUUGUAUACUGGGGUCAUCACCAACUCUGGGCGCGUGAUGUUAUCGGAGCUGGCGCUAUACUGGAGAAUGCAUGGGGAUAUGAAAACCGAUGGUACUUUGUCUGCCUUCCGGGUAUACGCCUCUUUUUUUCAGGAGGCCAUCUAGCCGUAACCGUCUUCUUUGUUAUGUCGGGUAAAUUACAAGACAACCUUGGCUCUGCGCUCUUCAGGCGCUGGCUACGCCUAUAUAUUCCGGUUAUCUGUACUACGUUUAUUUACAUGACUUCCUGGCACCUUUUUGGUAUUUGGACAGCUACACCAGAUCAUAAAAACACCUAUUCUGAAGAACUGUGGAAUUAUUAUAUUGAAUUUAAAAACUUUAGUUUUGUCUUUCGUGGGGGUGGAAACGACUGGUUUACUUACAAUUUUCAUGCCUGGUCUAUACCGGUAGAAUUUCGUGGAUCAAUAAUCAUUUAUACGGCACUGGCUGCCUUUUCACGCUGUACUCGUAACGCCCGACUUUUAUGCAUCCUUGCACUCAUAUACUACUUUAUGUACAUCGCUGAUGGUGCUCACUACGCCAUGUUCAUGACGGGUUUGCUUUUAUGUGAUCUCGACUUGCUCGCCCAGAAGGGUAAUCUUCCAAACUUUUUCCAUCGAUUCGCCUCGCACAAAAAGGCUAUCUUUUACACUCUCUUUGCUAUCGGUAUCUAUCUUGGUGGGGUACCUAGCAAUAAGCAGGAUAUACAACUUCUACACGACUCUCCAGGCUGGCGCGCCCUUGCACAUCUAAAACCACAAGCCGUCUUUGAUUUCAAAUGGUUCUAUCUCUAUUGGGCAUCUCUAUUUAUUGUCUCCUCGAUUCCGAGGAUACCAACACUUAAGCGCUUCUUUGAAUGCCGAUUUUGCCAGUACCUUGGUCGUAUUUCCUUUGCAUUCUACCUGGUGCACGGUCCGGUUCUUUGGAUCCUUGGUGAUCGACUGUACGUGGCAGCUGGUUGGGCACGAGAGAUUCACGGUGGAACACUGCCUGGGUGGAUCAAUCUCUUCCCCAUGAGCAAAGCCGGGCCUCUUGGUCUUGAAUUCAGCUUCCUUGUGCCGCACCUUAUCAUCCUACCCGUAACACUAUGGUGUGGCGAGAUUGCUACUCGCCUUUUUGACGAACCGAGCGUUCGAUUCUCACAAUGGCUCUAUCGUUUGACUACUACAACAUAG